Physcomitrium patens is the source of this 2616-nucleotide messenger RNA. Its product is annotated as protein S-acyltransferase 24. The record is from RefSeq and is a predicted model, not a curated record. NCBI's taxonomy places the organism in Eukaryota, Viridiplantae, Streptophyta, Bryopsida, Funariales, Funariaceae. Gene Ontology annotation, cellular component: Golgi membrane. Gene Ontology annotation, biological process: protein palmitoylation. Gene Ontology annotation, molecular function: palmitoyltransferase activity; protein binding.
GAUGUCGAUCCCAUUCCGGCGCGUCUGGGUCCUGCUUCCUUGCCAGUCUAUCCAUCGUGUCCUACCCCGCAACGCCUCCGAGGUUCCUUCCCCUGGACUUUUUAAAAUAUGAUUUUCCCAUCUUUUGGGGUUGUUUUUUCAGCUUUAGACGUGACUCUGCGGUCGGUUCCGACUUCCGACUUGCGAGCUGGAGUGCACCAGACGUGAAGCGUUUUUGUGUCCAUACUGUACCCUAGAGUGUUCGUGUAUCAUAGUGUUUUUUGCGAAUUUCCAUCUCUGUGCGAAUAGCUCGGGCUUUCUCUUGCGAGGUUUGUGGUGGUGGGGAGAAUAUUCGGGGUUUUGGUGCGAAUCGGACUUGGGAUUAGGUGCGCGAUGGUGAUCAAGAGGGCCGAUGAUGGAGUAUCGCUGUGGGAGAAGCGGGUCUACGUGACAUAGAUGGUGUGGAUGAGUGAGGAGAUGGAGGAUUGGUAGGCAAGCAUGCAUUUCGGAGCUAGGGGUUGUGAACAAGGGAGCGCGGGAAAGAGGGAUUGAAGGGAGUUAGGGUUCGGGUACAGGGGAGGGAGAUGGCAUCCGAAAUUGAGAUUGUGGCGGAAGGAGGAACGGUGCGAGAGAAUGGCGAGGUUUCGUCUGCUGGGGAUGGUUUGAAAUCUGAUGAGGAUCAGAAGAAGGAUGAUGUUUUCACUGCUGCAGCCUACGGGGAUGUAGAAAAGCUGCGCAGAUUGGUGGAGGUCAAGGGUUUCUCUGUAGUGGAGCCUGAUUCUGGUGGAUACUACGCGUUGCAAUGGUGUGCGUUAAAUAAUCGGCUAGCUGCUGCCCAGUAUCUAAUUGAGCAUGGAGCAGACAUCAAUGCCACUGAUUUUACUGGACAAACUGCUUUGCACUGGACAGCUGUGCGUGGCUCUAUACAAGUGGCGGAGUUGUUGCUUCAGAGUGGAGCUCGCAUUGAAUGGGCAGAUUCUCAUGGAUAUCGGACAUCCCACGUGGCUGCCCAAUAUGGACACACUGCCCUGCUAUAUCAUAUCGCCACAAAAUGGGGUGCCGAAGUGGACCCUCCUGACCAUGAUGGACGCAGCCCUCUGCAUUGGGCUUCCUACAAAGGAUUUGCAGAUUGUGUUCGAUUGCUACUUUUUAUGGACGGUUACCUGGAUCGUGCAGAUAAAGAAGGGUGCACACCGCUGCACUGGGCAGCAAUCCGGGGUAACCUGGAAGCUUGUACAGUUUUGGUUCAGGCAGGUAGUCUAGAAAACCUGCUGACAAAGGAGUCUACUGGAUGUACCGCAGCACAGUUGGCAACCGACAAAGGGCACCGUCACGUUGCUCUAUUUCUGACAAAUGCUCAAAGAGUUUUUACAAAUCGGUGGGAUGAAAACAACCGUCUUGGGAGGUUUGCCAAGCUUGGCUUGGCUCCUGUCCUUUGGGUUAUUAUUAUUGGCCUACUUCUUGUUUUUAUCAACUCUGUAAUUACAUCGAGAUCACUGUUAACCAUAACAGCUGGAGAUGGAUUUUGGGCUUGUUUGGUCAUCAUAUUGGCUAGUGGCGGUCUUUUCCUUCUUUACCGUUGUACCAGUAAGGAUCCGGGCUAUAUUACUCAAAGGCGUGGACAUCCGAGAGAGAAAAAUCAUGACGAGCCUCUUUUGAAAAGCGACUUGAGCAGCCCAGCGUUGUGGGCAGGUUAUUGGGCGCAGUUAUGUCCCACUUGCAAGAUUGUGCGCCCAUUGCGUUCCAAGCACUGCACUUCAUGCAACCGGUGUGUCGACCAAUUCGACCAUCAUUGUCCCUGGGUUUCAAAUUGUGUUGGCAAGAACAACAAGUGGGAUUUCUUUGUUUUUCUGAUCAUGGAGGUCACAGCACUGGUCAUCGCAUUAGCUGUAACUGUUCACAGGUUGUGGUUUGACCCAACAGCGCCAUCUGGGGGUGGGAAAUUCCUUCAGCAUGUUGCAUUGUACCACAGUAGUGCACUUGUAUUUUUAAUUGGAGAUGUAUUUCUUCUACUUGGUGUUGGUACAUUGACCGGAAUGCAAGCCGUGCAGAUAGCACGGAAUAUCACUACUAAUGAGAUGGCAAAUUCCUUGAGGUACACGUAUCUGAAGGAUGCUGAGGGUCGAUUUCGCAAUCCGUAUGAUUCUGGUUGUCGUAAAAACUGCGUUGAUUUUUUUCUUACUGGCUACAAUGAAGACAUAGAAGUGCCGUGGGAACCCAUUCGGCAACAUGGAGGUGUGAUACAAAUGGGUGACAGGUCUGUGGCGGCAGGUACACUGGGUUCUAGCCUGGCUGGAGUGGUCGGCCAGAACUCGACCAAUGUGGCCAAUGGAUUGAGAAAUCAUGUACACUCUUCAACAUGUUCCCAUAACCAUCAUGGCGACACUCCUAGCGGCCACACCCCGUUAGGAUUAGGAAAUCUUGACCUACCCAAUCAUGGCAACCAGGAACGGGACCGCAACGCUUAGAAAAACCUCAAACAGGAAUAUCCUUUGGGGGCUUGUAUUGAUUUAGUUAAUGGAGGUGGUUGCCAGUCGCCGCUUGAGUUUCCUUCAAUUUAUACACUUGCUUCGUCACAUGACUUUGGUCACUUUCUCUGAUGAAUGGAGCACCGUGGUUGUCUGGAUUUGCAAGAAA